AUGGGCGAUGUAUUCUGGGGAGAAAUCGAAGAGGUGCCCGAGAAUAUAUGCGGUGUGAUCGAUUACGACAAACAUGCUUAUUUCAUAACGGGCACUGAGGAUGAUUCGGUGGUUCGUGAGUAUACAAUGCACACGAUUUAUGACGAUAAAGCUCCAGAUACGAGUACACAUUUGUUUAUGGCCCGUGCCGAAGUGCAAGAUCAUAAAAAUACGGCAGUGCAUCGAACAAUCAGAGUUCUUCUGGAAACCAAAGGACGAUCUGUUCAUUUCCCGAAAUUGGUCGCUUUCGGACGAGUUAAAAGGGUUGCUUUAUCGUUGAUAUACGGUGAGAAUGGUGACCAAGAACCAGAACGUGAUCCGGAAUGGACAGCACGUCCUUGUGCCAUUUUGCAGUAUGAUGCAACGUUGAUGAGUUCAUUGCUGUCACUCUCGCGCUCCGGUACGAUACCAAUGGAGAUGAGUCUGGUGAUUGGUUUGGGAUGUGUUCGAGCGUUGGCAUCGCUGCAUCGUUGUGGCUAUAUUCAUCGUCUUGUCUCACCGCACUCGUUCUCGUUUCCAAACCCGCUGUCGUAUGAUUCGCUCGAGGGACGAGUCGUUAUCACAGAUCUUAGUGCAGUGCUACCGUAUCCGUGUAAACCCAGACAAUACGUUCCAUUCGUUGGCACACUUCGCUACAGUUCGGUGCGUGCACAUCGAGGCAGAGAGCAGGGGCCAAGCGACGACAUAAUUUCAGUGAUCUACAUGAUAGCCGAAAUGAUCUCGGGCCGUUUACCGUGGCGAUCGGUAUUCAGUGAAGAGCGUGUCUGUGAGAUGAAAUGCGCAUUUUAUAUGGCCCGAGAAUUUAAACGACUUCCACGAGAGAUUCGCUCCCUUUACAGGAUAAUGUAUUUGACGAUUUCACCAACACCGCUCGACUACAAAUAUGUCGUUGAUCAAUUUCAAAACGCCAUACAACGUCGUUUCCCGGAACAGAAGCGAGAGCUUCCCGACUGGGCAGCUAUUCCAUUGGCCGAGGAGUAG
This is a messenger RNA of Anisakis simplex (herring worm), 1020 nucleotides long. NCBI's taxonomy places the organism in Eukaryota, Metazoa, Nematoda, Chromadorea, Rhabditida, Anisakidae. The record is from the annotation of a GenBank genome assembly.